Molecule: messenger RNA, 3564 nt
Organism: Parathielavia appendiculata
Lineage: Eukaryota; Fungi; Ascomycota; Sordariomycetes; Sordariales; Chaetomiaceae
Exons: 4
Coding region: 1-3564 (1187 amino acids)
Molecular function (GO): protein-macromolecule adaptor activity; ubiquitin binding; cytoskeletal protein binding
Source: RefSeq, a predicted model, not a curated record
AUGGGCUUCGUCGGUAUCUACAAGGCUGUCUACGACUACGCGCCCCAGGCUGAGGGGGAGCUGCAGAUCACCGAGGGCGAUUUGCUGUAUGUGCUCGAGAAGAGCACCGAUGACGACUGGUGGAAGGCCAAGAAGAAGGCCACCGGCGAGGAGGAGGACGAGCCGGUUGGCUUAAUCCCGAAUAACUAUGUCGAGGAGGCCCAACCCCAGGCAAAGGCUCGCGCGCUCUACGAGUAUACCAGGCAGACCGACGAGGAGUUGUCGUUCCCCGAAGACGCGCAGCUCGAUGUUUUUGAUACUUCAGAUCCAGACUGGAUUCUCGUAGGACACGAUGGAGACUAUGGCUUUGUUCCGGCCAACUACAUUGAGUUGGGAGACGGAGGGGACAAGGGGGACGACGACGAGCCGUCCAUGCCCGCGCCGCCCCCGCUCCCCGCGCGGACUCCCAGCAGCGAUGUGCAGAGCCCGCCCCUCCCCGCAAGGAACGCGGUCCCUUCCGAGCCCAGCAGCCCCGUCACUCCCGCAGCGCCCAACCCAGCUACUAUGAUCGCUGGCAUGAUGGCUUCCCGCGCAGGCUCGUCUCAUCCGCCGCCCGCACCCCUUGAACUGCCGCCCCGAAAUCAGUACGCCUCCGAUGAGUCCGACAGCGAAGUCAAGUCUCCGCCGCUCCCCGCUCGACCGCGCGGCAACUCCCACCUCUCGUCCGACUCGACCCGCGCGUCGCCUCCAGUCGAACAGCACAGUCGCAAUGACUACAACAACCGCUACGAUUACGACACCCCGGCGACUCCCAAAACGGCCCCCCUCACCCCCGGAGAUUUCCACAUGUACAAUAUCAACGAGAUGGUAUCUGUCAUGGGCAAAAAGAAGAAAAUGCCCACCACGCUCGGCAUCAACCUGCGCACCGGCAUGAUCCUGAUUGCUCCUGAGCACGCCCAGGACGGGCCAUCGUUGGAGUGGACCGCCGACCGUAUGACGCACUACUCGCGCGAGGGAAAGCACGUCUUCAUGGAGCUGGUCAAGCCGAGCAAAAGCGUCGACUUCCAUGCCGGCGCCAAGGAUACCGCCGAGGAGAUUGUUGCCAUGCUCGGCGAGAUGGCGGGUGCCGUGCGCGCCGAAGGUCUGCGGGAGGUGAUCAUGGCGGGCACGGGGCAAAAGGGCAUACAGCAGAAGAAGGGUGUCGUAUUGUACGACUUUAUGGCGCAGGGCGACGACGAGGUCACGGUCGGCAUUGGGGAUGAGGUCAUCAUCCUAGACGACACCAAGAGCGACGAGUGGUGGAUGGUGCGUCGCGUCAAGAACCAGAAGGAGGGCGUCGUCCCGAGCAGCUACAUCGAGGUGACAGGCAUCAUCGACACACCCGCGUCGUCGUCGGCCGCGGGCAUCAACGCGGGCCUGUCCACUGUCGAGCAGAACCGGCUGGAGGAGGCGCGGCUGGCCAAGGAGGCCAUCAAGGCGGGGCAGAGGGAGGACCAGAAGGAGAGGGAGAGGGAAAAGGUAGGCCCUGGAUUGCUUUUGCCCGACCGGAGUAGUAGUCUGUCGGCCAGAAAGGGUAAUAAUGAGGGGCAACAGCGCAGCAGACGGGAAAACGGCCGCGCCGAGGCCUCAGGCUCGAGGUCUAAUGGCAAGUCGAAACCCGACCCGUCCAAGGUCCGCACAUGGACAGACCGCUCCAAGUCGUUCACCGUGGAGGCUCAGUUCCUCGGUAUGAAGGACGGCAAACUCAACCUCCACAAGCUCAACGGCGUUCGAAUUGCCGUGCCUAUCGCCAAGAUGUCGCUCGAGGACUUGGAGUAUGUCGAGCGCAUCACUGGCAUCUCGCUCGACGAAGACAAGCCGCUGUCCGAUUUGAAGAGGAGGGCCACCACAGCGGGCGAGAGUUCGCGCAAGGCCCCGGCUGCCAAGGUCGGCGCUUCGAUCGAGCCCAAGAAGCCCGAGUACGACUGGUUCCAGUUCUUUUUGUCUUGUGACGUCCAGCCGGGGUUGUGUGAGCGCUAUGCCCAAGCGUUUGCAAGGGAGUCGAUGGACGAGAGUGUCCUGCCGGAUGUCGACGCCUCCGUGCUGCGCAACCUCGGUUUCCGCGAGGGCGAUAUCCUCAAGGUGAUGCGUUUUCUAGACACCAAGUAUUGCCGUGGGAAGAAGGCCGCCGAUGACGAGGCGGGCGGUGGGCUGUUCUCCGGACCCGGAGGGACCUUGCGGAACAACACUAGGAAAGGACGGCCGGCUCCUCCCGUCGAGACAAAUAACACUGUUGAUCCGAAGGCCUUCUCUCAGCAGAAGGAUUUGGCGGCUGCUGAGGCCAAGGCGUCGUCCCCCACAACGUCGGCGCCCCCGGCCCAAGCGCCUGCAAAGCCUGCCGGCGGGUUCGAUGACGAUGCCUGGGAUGUGAAGCCUUCCAAGACCCCAGAACCAGCUCCCCAACAAACCCCGGCCGCGCCGGCACCUGCUCCUGUUCCGGCACCGGCCGCCACACCAGCUGCUCCUCCAGCGCCGAGCACCGCAAAGCUCACGGGGUCGAUGCAGGAGCUGUCCGUACUGACCCAACCACUAGCGCCAGAAAAGGUCCAGCCUCCCGUCCCGCCGCCGGCUUUGAACCUCGCGCCCGCGCCUGUCCCAGCCCCAGCCCCAGCCCCAGCCCCAGCCCCAGCCCAGGCCCCGGCGCAGAUCCCCCAGCCCACCGGCGCCACCCCGGCUUUCUUCACCGGCAUCCAACCCCCGGCAGUUAACGGGCAACCGCCAUCUCAGUUCGUACAGCAGCUCCCGCAAGCCAUCGCCCGCCAACGACCCGUGGCGCCGCAAUACACCCAAGGCCAGGGCGGCCUGAUGCCCCCGCCGCCGCCCUCGCGCCCCCUAUCGGCGCCCCAGUCCGCCCAGCCCAGCGCAUUUGCCCGGGCGCCGCUCCAGCCGCAAAUGACGGGCUACGCAGCCCAGCCAACAACGCAGGUCGCGCCGCCGGGGCAGAGCCUGAACGACAUUGCUCAGGCAAGACUGCAGCAGCAGUUUGCUCAGACUCUGCAACAGCAACAACAGCAGAUGAUGCCCAUGAUUACAGGUCUGCAGCCGCAGCCGCAGCAACAGAUGAUGCCCAUGAUGACCGGCAUGCAGCCGCAGCCUACGGGGAUGGGAAUGGGCAUGGGGUUGGGCAUGCAACCUAUGCAGGUCCAGCCGACAGCGUUUGGCCAGUCGCUGCAACCGCAGCUGCAGCAACCACAAAUGACGGGGUUGCCGCGUCCACUUGAACCGCAGCGUACGGGCUUGCCGGCGAUGAAUAUUGGUAUGAUGGGUCCUGGGAUGGGAAUGGGGAUGGGGAACAUGGGUAUGGGGACGAUGGGAACGAGCAUGCAGCAGCCGAUGCAGUCGCAGCCUACCGGAUUUGGGAAUAGUACUGGGUUGGGUAGUGGAGGGCUGCAGCCGCCUGUGCAGCCGCUUGUGCCGCAAAAGACGGGACCGCCACCGCCGGUUAGGUUUGGUGUCACGGAGGGGCCCAAGAAGCUUGCGCCUCAGCCGACGGGCCGGAGGGCCAACUUGGCUGCUGCCACACCGGAUAAUCCGUUUGGAUUCUGA